This is a messenger RNA of Lotus japonicus, 675 nucleotides long. RefSeq lists its product as uncharacterized. The transcript has a single exon. Lineage: Eukaryota; Viridiplantae; Streptophyta; Magnoliopsida; Fabales; Fabaceae. The coding region runs from base 278 to 529 and encodes 83 amino acids. The record is from RefSeq and is a predicted model, not a curated record.
ACAAGCACUAGCUAGCAAGUAGCAACCCCUCCACUGAAACACCAUUAUCAAAGCCUCAUAAAUAGAGUUGGCCCUUCCUACCCAUAUUGGAUUAAAUUUCUUCUUCAGAGUUAAUUCAGAUCUCCAUGUUCAACGAAUCCUUCAUUCAAAUAAAUUCUUUGGAGUUUAAUUGGACUAUACUAUAGUAAGCACAUAUUUCCUCUUCAAUUUCUUCAAAUCACAGGUGAUUGCAGGUGUACACGUGGCGGCAGGGAGAGAAGAGAAGAGAAAUCAGAACAUGAAGAAGAGUUCUAGGGUGGCAGAUGAGAACAUGCUUGAUGCAGGGAGCAGAGGAAGAAGACAACAUGGGUGGAGUGGAUUUUCAGUUAUUUAUACAAUUAUCCAAGCUUCCAUAUCAAUUCUUUCAUGUGUCUCAAUUCCACAUGUUAAUGGGGGUGAUGGGGUUUGGGCCAGUGGUGAAUUUACACCAAUUUCUGAGGUGAAUCAUAUUAUGGUAAAUGAAAGCAUGAGAUAUGCAAUUUUGAUGUAGAAAAUGUGAAUAAUGUUGUUGCUCUAGACCACAUCUCUCCUCUACUCUCCUAUAUGAUCUUUUUUUCUUUGUAAUACUCUGGAUCACGAAUGAGGUAAUUACUAAUUAGUCGGUGUAGGCACAUAAGUUAUCUGCUUUUCUUCAAA